This is a messenger RNA of Vigna angularis (adzuki bean), 2397 nucleotides long. Its product is annotated as disease resistance protein RUN1. The transcript is spliced from 4 exons. Gene Ontology annotation, biological process: signal transduction; defense response. NCBI's taxonomy places the organism in Eukaryota, Viridiplantae, Streptophyta, Magnoliopsida, Fabales, Fabaceae. The coding region runs from base 71 to 2296 and encodes 741 amino acids. The record is from RefSeq and is a predicted model, not a curated record. Gene Ontology annotation, molecular function: ADP binding.
ACUACAUCUAACACAUAUUAAUCUUUAACAUUAUUGCUUUAUCUUUGAAGAGUUGGCUUCAAUUCCUUCUAUGGAGUUUGCAUCUUCUUCUUUAUCAUCAUCAUCUUCAUCCUUCUUAACAUCAGAACCCCAUUUCAUACACGAUGUGUUCAUCAACUUUGGUGGAGAAGAAAUCGGUCGAAGGUUUGUUUCUCAUCUCCACUCUGUCCUUUUACAAGCUCAAAUCAAAACUUUUAUUAGCCAGGAGAAUCUGCAUGACGGAAUGAGGCUGGAAGAGCACAUGCGAGCAAUAGGACACACUAAGAUUACAAUAAUCGUUUUCUCCAAAUCAUACACUGAAUCUGCUUGCUCUCUUCUUGAGCUUGAAAAAAUCAUUGAAUGCCACGAAACAUUUGGCCAAAUAGUUCUGCCCGUAUUUUACGAGAUUGACCCAUCGGAUGUACGUAAUCGGAAGGAUGAUUUUGGAAAAGCGUUGGAAGAAGCUGUACACAAAAGCUAUUCAGGAGAAGAACUGGAACACGCGUUGUCCAAGUGGAGCCGUGCACUCACCACAGCUGCAGUUAUGACUGGUUGGGAGCUCAGAAAUUUCAGGUAUGAUGCUGCACUUGUAGAGCGAAUUGUUAGCCGCGUUAAGACAUUACUGGACUACAAAGACUUCUUUAUUACCGAAUAUCCUGUUGCAUUAUUAGAGUCCCGCGUGGAAGACAUGAUUAAAUGUAUUGAAAAUCAAUCCAGCAAAGUGUGUAUGAUAGGAAUAUGGGGAAUGGGAGGAUCAGGUAAAACAAUCCUAGCCAAAGCCAUCUACAAUCGAAUUUAUCGUGAAUUCAUUGGUAAGAGUUUUAUGGAGAAUAUUGGUGAUGAAAGGUACGUUGCUUUGCAAGAAAAUCUUCUUUCUGAUGUCUUAAAAUCCAAGUUGGAGGUGGAAAGCGUUGGGAUCGGAAGAAUUAUGAUCGAGAAUGGAUUUUGUCGAAAGAAGUUGUUGAUUGUGCUUGAUGAUGUAAAUGAGUUUGGCCAAUUAGAAAACCUAUGCGGGUAUCGUGAAUGGUUCGGUCAAGGAACUGUGAUAAUCAUUACAACUAGAGAUAUUAGCCUGCUGAACCGACUCGAAGUUAAUUAUAUUUCUAGAAUGCAUCUUCUGAACGAAAAUGAGUCACUUGAGCUUUUCAGCUGGCAUGCAUUUAGAGAAGGAAAACCAAGAAAAGACUUUGAUGAACUUGCAAGAAACGUAGUUGCUCAUUGUAAAGGACUACCACUAGCUAUUAAGGUCCUUGGUUCCUUUUUACAUGAUAGGAGAGAAGAAGUGUGGAAAAGUGCAUUAUCGAAACUAGAAAGAAUUCCCAUGUAUCAAGAGGUAUUAAAAUUAGGUCUUAACGAUUUACAUGAUUGCGAAAAGGAUAUAUUUCUGGAUGUAUGUUGUUUCUUUAUUGGCAAAGAAAGAGACUAUGUCACAGAGAUAUUAAAUGGCUGUGGACUGCAUGCUGAUAUUGUAAUGACAAUUCUCAUAGUGCGUGGCCUCAUAAAAGUUGAGAGGAACAACAAACUUCAAAUGCUUCCUUUUUUACAACACAUGGGAAGAGAAAUUAUUCGUCAAGAAUGCCUAGAGAAACCGGGGAAAAGAAGUCGAUUGUGGUUGGAGGAAGACGUAGUAUAUGCACUGAAAAAGAAUACUGGGACAGAAGCUAUCGAGGGAUUGUCCCUGAAACUGCAUUCCAGCAGUAGAAAUUGCUUGGAAGCUCAUGCUUUCAAGAAAAUGAAGAGGCUAAGACUGCUACAACUUGAUAAUGUAGAACUUAGUGGAGAUUAUGGGCACAUUUCUAAACAACUGAGAUGGAUUUGUUGGCGAGGGUUUCCUUAUAAAUGCAUUCCAAGCAACUUUCAUUUGGAAAAUGUGAUUGCAAUUGAUCUCAAGCAUAGUCGUCUCAAACUAGUUUGGGAACAACGCGUGGUUUUAGAGCGGUUAAAAUUCCUUAAUCUUAGUCACUCCAAGUACUUGAUAGAAACACCUGACUUUUCAGGACUACCAAGUCUUGAACAGCUUAUUCUAAAAGAUUGCCCAAGUUUGUGUAAGGUACAUCCAUCCAUUGGAUAUCUCUCCAAUAUACUAGUGAUAAAUUUGAAGGACUGUACAAGUCUAAGCUGUCUUCCAAGAGAGGUAUAUAAGUUGAGAUCUUUAAAAACUCUAAUCCUAUCUGGUUGUUCGAAGCUUGGCCCUAUAGAUAUAUCACAAGUCAUAUCCUUGGUAACUAUAAUUGCUGAAAACACAAUUGUGAAUCAAGCUCCCUUUGAUGAAUUGUAAGCUAAUGAAUAUCAGAUAUAAAUCCCUACGAGAAUUUGAAGGAUUGUUGGUAAAUAUUUGUUGUUAGACUACACGUAGCAUUUAUUUGUUGUUAGACUAAU